AUGGGAGCUCAAACAAUCGUAUUCCUUAAUCUAGAAGGGCGUACCUCGAAUACCACCAGAUGCCUCAACCUGGGCUCCUACAACUACCUUGGCUUUGCUGCAGCAGAUGAAUACUGCACACCACGUGUUAUUGAGUCUCUCAAGAAAUACUCAGCAAGUACCUGCAGUGUUCGUGUCGAUGGUGGUACGACCAAGUUUCACAAUGAGCUAGAGGAGUUGCCUGCGCGUUUUGUUGGAAAGCUUGCUGCUAUCCUAUUUGGCAUGGGUUAUGUUACAAACUCUGCCAUCAUUCCAUGCCUAAUUGGAAAGGGUGGACUGAUAAUUAGUGACUCUCUGAAUCAUAACUCAAUUGUCAAUGGCGCAAGAGGAUCCGGUGCAACUGUUAGGGUUUUCCAGCAUAACUCCCCUGCUCAUUUGGAAGAGGUCCUGAGAGAGCAGAUAGCUAGUGGUCAACCACGGACACACAGACCAUGGAAGAGGAUCAUUGUCAUUGUUGAGGGUAUCUAUAGCAUGGAAGGGGAGCUGUGUAAACUCCCUGAGAUUAUAGUUGUCUCCAAGAAAUACAAGGCCUACACAUAUCUGGAUGAGGCCCAUAGCAUUGGUGCUGUUGGGCAGUCUGGCCGCGGUGUUUGUGAGCUCCUUGGGGUUGACCUAGCUGAUGUAGACAUAAUGAUGGGUACUUUUACCAAGUCUUUUGGAUCAUGUGGUGGAUAUAUUGCCGCAUCAAAGGUACAUACUACUGAAAGUGACUGUAUUACACUGUAG
Zea mays is the source of this 765-nucleotide messenger RNA. Its product is annotated as long chain base biosynthesis protein 2a. The record is from RefSeq and is a predicted model, not a curated record. Gene Ontology annotation, biological process: sphingosine biosynthetic process; ceramide biosynthetic process. Bases 1 to 765 code for a protein of 254 amino acids. Gene Ontology annotation, molecular function: pyridoxal phosphate binding; serine C-palmitoyltransferase activity. The transcript has 7 exons. Lineage: Eukaryota; Viridiplantae; Streptophyta; Magnoliopsida; Poales; Poaceae. Gene Ontology annotation, cellular component: serine palmitoyltransferase complex.